Messenger RNA from Cotesia glomerata, 1341 nucleotides. RefSeq lists its product as uncharacterized. Bases 454 to 1254 code for a protein of 266 amino acids. Gene Ontology annotation, molecular function: nucleic acid binding. The record is from RefSeq and is a predicted model, not a curated record. NCBI's taxonomy places the organism in Eukaryota, Metazoa, Arthropoda, Insecta, Hymenoptera, Braconidae. The transcript is spliced from 2 exons.
AAUUUAAGUUUAGACAGUGUUAGACAAAAAUUUAGAAAGGUACAAUCUGUGCGACAGUUACGAAGAUGGGCUCAUACUUUAAAUCAGGGAGGGACUUAUAAGGAAAAAUUAGCAAAAAUUUGUGAAUAUACAUUACAAAAUUUCAAAGCAGCUAUAGAUGCAGGUUUAAUCGUACAUGAUUGUGACAUAAAAAGAUGGGCCUUACAAGCUCAAAAAGAAAUUGGUGCGGAAGAUUUCCGUUUUAAAGCAUCAACAAAGUGGAUCGCGUCAUUCAAAAGAGCACAUCGCAUCGUAUCAAGAAAAAUAAAUAAGUUUAUCACGUCCAAAACCAUUGAAGAUAGUAAAUCAUUAAAACAGCAAGCUGAGGAAUUCGUCAAUAAUGUAAAACAAAAAAUUAAAAUUUAUGAAUUAGCAAACGUAUAUAAUUCAGAUCAAAGUGGUUUUCAGUUGGAAAUGCAUUCCGGUCGAACUUUAGCUGUUGAAGGAGAGAAGCAAGUAGAAUGUCUUGUACAAUAUGUUACUUCUACUACUCAUAGUUACACAGUUCAACCAACUGUAUCCGCUGAUGGAAAGCUUUUAUCCCCACUUUUUUUGGUUCUAAAAGAACCAAGUGGUAAAUUUGGACCAAUAGUUGAAACAACACUUUUUAGACCUCAUAAUGUAUACAUAGAAGCAUCAAAAUCAGGAAAACUUACAUCAGAUCAUUUCAAAAUUUGGUUGGAGAGGGUGUUUUUUCCAAAUGUGGGCCCAAAAUCUUUAUUACUAAUUGACUCAUGGACUGGGCAUUGUCCUCAAGUUGUACAAAGCGUUAAACCAACAAAUAAAGAUACUGAAGUAAUGAUCUUACCAAAAGAUACAACUGGGAAAAUUCAACCGCUUGAUGUUUUUGGAUUCCGAGUAUGGAAAAAUUUUGUUCGAUAUUUUUCGGAUCGUACAGUUUUGAUGAAUUUGGAUAUAAACUUGCAUUUACGAAAUAACAUUAUAAAAUUACAAUCACUUACACAUAUCCAAUUGUCAUCUCCUCGGUACAUAAAUUUAUUCAAGUACUCGUGGUACAAAAGUGGCUACACAGAAGUAAAACCAGAUGAGUUCGAAAAUCCUGUGGAUUUUGCAUUUCACGGAUCAUGCAAUUCUCAUUGUGAGGUUCCUGGUUGUCAAAAUAUAGCAAUUAUCCGCUGUUCAUGGUGCAAAAAGUCGUUGUGUUUUCAACAUUUUUUUCAUGAACAUCACGAUUGCAAAACAUAUAUUGAAUAGAUCUGCAUAUGACAAAAUGAUGAAUUUAAGUAUUAAAUUUCAUAAACAUCAGAAAUAUUAAAUAUUUUUGUAAAAAAUCAUUUGUAA